UGAGGGAAACUCGAAUGGGGUCAGUUGAAAAUUGCAGCUGAAUUGUGCCAAAUAAAUCAGUAAUCCAAUGUGAUUAUGACUUAAAAAUAAUAUAAUUUGCAUGUUAAAAAGGAGGGGAUUUAGGUUAUCAAUAUCAUUUAAAGUUACCUUAGUUUCUUCCAUCUGAAAACCAAAACAAUAUCAUUCUAACAACCUCUAUCAAGUCAACAUCCAUCUUAAACAAUUUGAGCUUAUAUUUUGUAAACAAAAAACUUGCGUACCUUUUUGCAACCAAUUAAGAAAAAUGAGUGAAUCGGACUCUGGAGAAAGUACCUCCUCUCUAUCUUCAUUCAUAUCAAGGUCGUCCUCGUCUUCCUCCUCGCGACUAAGUGAGUUUGUGGAUGCGAAAACCGAACUGCAGGAUGUUUAUAACGAUAUGGGUGUUUUUCUCGCUGAUUUCCUUUACAUAAUAGACGGAAACAUGCUCUUGAAAGACCUGGAAAUGCUCAAGCAGGUUUACAUGCUUGCAGACAAAAUAUCUUCCAUUGACAAGGUUUUGGCCAGGAAACGCAUGAAGGUGGCUUUUUUUGGACGAACCUCGAAUGGAAAGAGUGCAGUGAUAAAUGCCAUGUUGCACGAAAGAAUCCUUCCGAGUGCCAUGGGUCAUACCACCAGUUGUUUUUGCCAGGUGCAAGCUAAUGGUGACGAUGAACCCGAGCACGUGAGGAUCGAGGAGGAGGAGCAGCAACUGGAUCUGAGUUCCCUAAACGAAUUGGCCAGUGCUCAUUCGCCAAGAGCCUUGAAACCCAGGACUCUUUUGUAUGUUAAUAUACCCAAAAGUCGCUGCUCGCUUUUGGAUUACGAUGUGGUACUGAUGGACACACCUGGCGUGGAUGUCACAGCUCAAUUGGAUGACUGUCUGGAUCGGUACUGCAUGGAUGCGGAUGUAUUCAUCCUGGUUCUUAAUGCAGAGUCUACCAUUUCCCGAGUGGAGAGGCAGUUCUUCAAGGAUGUAUCCUCGAAACUCUCGCGACCGAACCUCUUCAUUUUAAACAAUCGCUGGGAUGUGGCUAGUAAUCAAGAACCAGAAAUGGAGCAGCAGGUUAAGGAUCAGCACAUGGAACGUUGCCUGAAGCUGCUCAUUGAGGAUUUACGAGUUUAUUCAGAUGAGGAGCAGGCCAAGAAGAGGAUUUACCACAUCUCAGCUUUGGAGGCUCUGCAAUUGAGGAAUGGUUGCAAAACAAAUCCAAAUCCUCAAACGCAGGAGCGAUAUCUGGAAUUCCAGCGAUUCGAAGCUGACUUUGCCAACUGCCUGGCAGAAUCGGCUUUGAAGACCAAGUUCGAACAUCAUUUGAUUAGUGCCCAGGAGGUUUUGACCCAGUUACAAACCACUUUGCUGAAACCUCUCGCAACCAAAGUAAAUCAACUGAUGAAGGAAAAUGUGGAUAGAAGACGGGAUUUGUAUGUGGAAAUGCGCGACAGUCGAAAAGAAAUCCAAGAGCGAACUGAGGAGCUUCAAAUGCGAUUUCAUGAAAUAUGCGAAUUAACAAUAGAUAUCGCUAACAGGGUUUUAAAGGAGCAGAUCAACAGGAUAAUACCCUCGGCUGUACAAUCCUUUUCGCAACCCUUUCACCCGCAUUUACCAUGGCAAAUUAGAAACUAUCAGCGACAUUUAAGUGGUCAUUUGGAUAACCUACUUACAGGUCAAAUCCAGGAACGUGUCUCUAUGCCAUUGCAAAGAAAACUUUGUGAAUUGGAGACCUCAUUUCAUGCUCAACCCGUCAAUGAAAACAUCCACUGGCAUUUAAUCCACAGAGUAGAUUGCCAAUCGUUGAUGGGUGAUUUCCAUCCGGAUCUAAGGUUUCGUUUCUCCUACGGAACGGCUGCACUUUGGCAUUUCCUUCGGGGAAGGCUUUCACUGCCCUCAAAUUAUUCGCAGAAUCGAAAGUUACUAAACGGUCACAAGGAGUCCUCAUCUGCCACUCCUCUAAUUCACCAAAGUAAUCUACAGAUGAUUGCAUCUUUGGUGAAGUCAGAUGGUUGCUUUGGAACCGUAUUGCUAAGUGGACUGGCCGCUCGUUCGGUGGGUUGGGUAACCAUGCUGGUCCUUGGAGGCCUAGUGGCAUCCUUGUACCUCUAUGAGUUACUCAGCUGGACGCCAGCUGCUCAAGAGCGGAGCUUCAAGAACCAGUACUCCAGGCACUUGCAGCAACAACUGCGGGCCGGUGUUCAACAAACCGCCAGCGGUUUCGAGUUGCAGAUGCGACAGCAGCUGGCCAAAAUCCAGAACUGGUGGAUAGCCCAGGCAGAGGAAACCAGUCACGACCUGGACUUGAGGAUCUCGGAGGUGACCGACGAAAUAAAGUCCUUAAAAGAGUUGCAGGAGAAAUUGAAGAAGUUCGAGGACAAGGGAAAUGUGAUAGCUAUACGAUUGGCUGAAUUUCACGAUCUUUACAUCAAAAACAGGAGUUGACUUUAAGAGGGAAUGUUUUAGGCUUGUUGAAAUUAUUUUAUUUUGUGUUUCUUUCAUUUGUUUAUUAAAUUUGAAAUUCGGUUGUGAUUUUAAA
Molecule: messenger RNA, 2546 nt
Organism: Drosophila ficusphila
Lineage: Eukaryota; Metazoa; Arthropoda; Insecta; Diptera; Drosophilidae
Product: transmembrane GTPase fzo
Exons: 1
Coding region: 284-2452 (722 amino acids)
Biological process (GO): mitochondrion localization; mitochondrial fusion
Cellular component (GO): mitochondrial outer membrane
Molecular function (GO): GTP binding; GTPase activity
Source: RefSeq, a predicted model, not a curated record